AUGUUUAUAGAGAGAGAGAGAGAGAGAGAGAGAGAGAGAGAGAAGAGUGAUGUUUCUCACUUUCUUCGGUGUAUUCCAUCUUCUCUCUCUCCUCCCAGAUCUUCCAAUUGCUCUUCCUCUCUUGUUCUUGAUUGUCAAUUUUUAAAAAAAAAAUGUUUCAAAGAACACCAUUGAUUUUCUAGUUUCCAACGAGCUCAAAAGUGAAAUUUCGUGUUUUUUAUCAAAAUUUUGAUCCGAACGAUACUUAAGAGAGCUAAUUUACGUUUUUGUUGAAAUCUGGAUUUUCCCCAAAAAUCUCGUUUUUAUUUUACUUCCUCUUCUGCCAAUUGCACUUAGCAAUCGUCGAGUCUUGUGAUUUUUUUUGUUCCGAUUGUUUUAUUUUAAUUCUAGGGUUUGAUUGGAUCAGAUCAUUGAAUUGGACCCUGACUACUUAGGAUCGUCCCUUUGGAGAUCAAAGACUUGUCGAAAGAGUAUUCGGGAUUGGAAUUAAAAGUGAAUCUGUCGGGAUUUUUUGUUUCCCAUUCUGUCGGAAAGAGGGUUGUCGGCUGGGCUAUAAGGUUUCAUUUUUUAUAGUAUCCGUGAAUUGGCUAAUUGGGUGAUGAUGGUCAAGUGAGUUUUUUAUUGAUAUGGUUGGCUGGAUCGUAGUCUCUGAUCUGGUCGGUAAGGUGAUACUGGAAUAAAGGAUCGAGAAAGUGACUUAGAGUGGUUUAAAAGUUAUUACCACUUUAGGGAACUUGAGAGGGGAAAAAAGGAAGGUGCCAAUGUCUCGUUGCUUCCCAUUUCCACCAACAGGAUAUGAGAAGAAGAUUAGAACCGUGGAGGCAGACUCUUUAAUAAAGGAAAAGCAGAAGAAGAAGAAGCACAAAAAGGAGAAGAGGGAUAAAGAAAAGAGAGAAGGAAAAGAGAAGAAUUAUAAAGAAACAAACAGUAAGGAAGGGAAGGAGAGAAAAGAGAGACAUAGAGAUAGGAAAGACAGAGAAAAGAGCACAACUUCUUCUCAGGAGAACAAGAAAGCUGUUGGUGUUCUGUCCAACACCGUGCAGAAUAAUGGCAAUGAAGAGUCUAAGUUUGUACAGGAGCUGGCGAGAAGGAUUAACGAUGAAGAAGAAGCUAGAGAGAGUCAAAGUGUGGGGAAGUGUAGUUUCCCCUGUGGAGUUACAGAGAACUUCGCCAUGGAGGAAAGGUCUGAAAAUGCUGUUCUUCGUCGAGUAUCCUCUUGGAGAGAUCAGAAAGGAACUGAGAUUAUGAUUCAACCAGUGGAGAAGAAAGAAGACGCAAAAAAGACCGAACUGCAAGAGAAGAGUCACCUCAGGGAGAGUGUGACGAAGGGUGAACCAAAGUUGUUUAAUUGUUAUGCAGAGAAUGGAUCUAGGCUAAACAAGAUACAUAGGCCAGUUGUUGCUUCACCAGUGUCAUCCGUAGAGAACGGAAGCAAGUUGGGAGCAUGUCAAACGCCUCCGAAACCUGUCACCGAGUUGCAAGGAACAGUGUGUAAUCCAAAGGUCAAGGAGCAUAGAGUAAACGGUUUCACUGCGAUUUCUUCUGUGGAAGUUAAAGAAAACGGUGGAGCAUCAGUAAAAAAGCGGCCUCAUUCGGAUUUAAAGUAUUUGGAUGAGAUACUGAAUGUACCAAAAGGGGAGGACUUGCAAGAGGUUGGUGAAGAAGAUGAAGAACAAGAGUGGCUAUUUGGUCAGUCUGGUGUGGAAUUAUUAUCAAAGAAGCCAAAAACAGAUUCUGGUACUUCAUUGGAUGAGGAGACUCUGCAAGUCUGGAACCAGGCUCUUAGAAUAGAAUCUGCUGAUACUAUAGCUCUUCCAUAUGUUGUUCCAUUCUAGUAGAUUAGAGUAGUGUUAUACCUCUACUACCCUCUUUGAAGAAAUUUACGCUCCUCUCAACAAAGCUCAACAGCACUAUGACAUCAGGUCACGGUUAAAAAGUUCUUCAAGAAGGAUAACGAAGUGUUACUACGUGCAUAUGAAUCUCCAAGACCACCACCGGAUGCUAAUGGUAUAUCGUGCUGAAGGUUACGGUUACGCUAAGCACCAUUUCUGACCGAACCAUGAUUGACGUUCUAUAGCUUCUUGUGGGAACUUUUAGAGCAUUACUUCUUGAGGACAACCUAUGAACUGUUUCGUUCUUCUUCGAGACCACGACAUCGGUUUCAGACUGAGCAUUGUGAGGAACAGACUUGGACAGGGUCCCAAGUCAAAGGGCUGUUAUCCUUUUUUUCAAAUGGCGGCAAUGGAUCAGUUAAUGGUCAAGUCAAAGGGCUGUAACCUUUAUUGUUUCUUCCUGCAAUACAGUAGAAUAAAUUUCACUGAUAUUUUCAGUGGAACACUUGCACGUAACCUGGUCUAAGAUUUGAAUAUAUGUUUGAGGAUAUGUUUUAAUAAGAUGUUUGUAUAUAUC
Messenger RNA from Raphanus sativus (radish), 2409 nucleotides. RefSeq lists its product as uncharacterized. The transcript is spliced from 3 exons. Bases 762 to 1835 code for a protein of 357 amino acids. The record is from RefSeq and is a predicted model, not a curated record. NCBI's taxonomy places the organism in Eukaryota, Viridiplantae, Streptophyta, Magnoliopsida, Brassicales, Brassicaceae.